Ictalurus punctatus (channel catfish) is the source of this 3489-nucleotide messenger RNA. RefSeq names its product chondroitin sulfate proteoglycan 5a (gene cspg5a). Lineage: Eukaryota; Metazoa; Chordata; Actinopteri; Siluriformes; Ictaluridae. Gene Ontology annotation, biological process: nervous system development. The transcript has 6 exons. The record is from RefSeq and is a predicted model, not a curated record. The coding region runs from base 440 to 2002 and encodes 520 amino acids.
CACACACACGCACACACUCCCUCUCUGUCUGUCUGUCUGUCUUUACACUCCUGAAGGAAACGGUGCGCACGCGUGGGUUCUGUGUUGAAGAUCCAGCGGUUGCACCGUGCUCGUGCUCGUGUCCGUGUCCGUGCACGCGCGUGGGAGAACUCAAGCUGGGGUUUUUUUCUCCAUCCGUCUUGCACGAGGACUUAUCGGUGCGGCGAUGGAACCGGUAAUAACGCGGCAAAUACCAUCACAGUGUUAAUUAAGGAGGAGCGAAAGAAAGAGAAGAAGAAGAGCGAGAAGAAAUGAAGACGCGCAGAGCGGAGGACAGAACCUAGAGCGAGUGGAUCAGCGCGCGCUCACAGAACCUUCACAGCAACCGGGUCGGAGAAUAGAACCUAAUAAAGACUGUGUUAUAUUAGAGAGGCGUUUUUAUUCAGACCCAUCAGUGCACAUGAAGAGGAACAUGGGGUUCUGCUCAGGAUGCUGGAUCUCUGUCAUGUCUGCGCUCCUCGCGCUGCUCCUCAUCCCGCUGGAUGCACAGGCUAAAUCUGUGUCGGGAAACAUGACAGAGACAGCGAGCCCUUCAAACUCAACCUCCUUGCCAGCGGAAAGUGACGAGGUGAAGCUGGAUGAUGAGAUGUCCAAACCGAUCAGCAACAUGUUCCUCAUCCUGCGUUCUGGACGCAAGCCCAGAGGUGGAGAGGAGCUCGGAAGUGGACUUCAGGAAGGUCCAGACCAUUUUCUGACUUCCACUCCGUCUCCUAAAGAGAUGAUAAUAGAGGACUCAAAAAUCAGCCCUGAUUCUCAGGAGAAUGACCAUCUUCUGCCUGCAAAAAAUACUCCUCCUCCAAGUGCGUCCACUGAGAACCUCUUGCAUGGCACUGAGGAUCUAAUGGGGUCUGCGGUGGUUGAUUUGGAUGAGACCUCGAACCUGAACCGACAGGAACCUUCAACUGCAGUGACCCCGUUCCCUUCGCAUUCCCCGUCCAAUACAGCAUACCUCACUGUAGACUAUUACACCAGAUCCCCUGGUAAUGUGCUCGUCCCUCCGGCUCCUACCGAACAUGAGCUUCAGGGUCGCGAACCCACCGCUUGGACGAUGCCCAACAAGUACCCCUACCACCCUCCGUACAGCAAAACUGUCCCUCCGUCCUCGGAAAUAGACACCACCAAACCCGAUGAGUACGACGAUGAGCUGACCUCCACUCCUACACCACCUCCACCCAGGACCUUCCAUCCUCACUUCCCCAAUCCCUUCAUCCCUGCUCGGGGAAAAGAGCCACCCACUAACCGUAAUAAAAAAUUGGGCAAGAGCAGCAGUGCCGAGUGUCAGAUGGGCUCUGUGCUCAUGAACGGGACCUGCAAGUCUCAAUGCGACAUGAUGCCGAAUUAUUGUCUCAAUGGGGGCCAGUGCUUCGUGCUGGAAGGAUCUGGAGUCUUCUGCAGGUGUAACAUUCAGGACUACGUGUGGCACAAAGGCGCUCGCUGUGAGUCCGUCAUCACCGAGUUCCAGGUCAUGUGCAUCGCCAUCGGCACCUCGGUGCUCACCGUCCUGCUGCUCUUCAUGAUCGUCGUCUGCUUCGCCAAGAAACUGCACGUGCUCAAGACCGAGAACAACAAACUGCGCAAGCGCAGCAGCAGUAAGUACCGCCCGUCGUCGGAGCAGCACAAUGAUAAUUUCUCUCUGUCCACCAUCGCUGAGGGCUCCAACCCAAACGUAAGGAAACUGUGCGACUCUCCUCCUCAUGCUCGUGCUUUGGCUUACUAUGAUAACAUUAUCUGUCAGAAAACGAUGAGCAGAUACACCUGGGAGUGUAAGACCAAAGAGGAGCCGAGCUGUGAGGACGAUCCUAACUCCCAGAAUAAGCUGGAGGAUGCGGUGAAGUCUCCUCCACCCAAAGAGGACGAGUCUCUGAACAUCCAGAACUCACUCACUCCAAAACACGAGAACCACAAGGUUCUGGGUGAGGAGAACUCCUCGGAGGUAAACUCGCUGCAGAACAACAUGAUGUAGAGGGGAAGUCAAACGACAAACCACACAGAUUCACCUCCACCUUCGCGACCACAAAGUCUAUAAUCCCACCCCUUCACUCUUACACCCAAUGAGAGUCAACUUCUAGGUCCCGCCCCCUUUUCUCAGUCUGUUUGCCCACUUUUGCCUCUCCCUUCCCCCCACACACACAAACACACACACACACACACACACACACACACACACACACUUAUUACACACACUCAUACACACACACACUCACACACACACACACACACACACACACACACACACACACACACACACACACCAGUGAUAGGCAAUAUGAUUCAAUUGAAUGAUUAGAUUUUUUUGAACUACCUGUUUAAAUGAAUCAAACUCUUGAUUCACAUGAUUCAUGACUCAUAGUAGCUACAUUAACCUUCACUCACGGCUUCACAUGAAUCAACUGUCUAUAUUCCAUUUAAUUGGACUUUAAUUGAUGAUAAUGCAGUAAAUUGAAUUUUUAAAGACCUUUCAACAACAGCGGUUGUUGCAGAAUGAUUCAAUUAUAUGAGUGCAUUGAAAGUACAGUGUUUGUGUGUGUGUGUGUGUGUGUGUGUGUGUGUGUUUGUGUGUGUGUGUGUGUUUGUGUGUGUGUGUGUGUGUGUGUGUGUGUGUGUGUGUCUGUGUUCGUGUUCAAUGAAGCAUCAGGACAUCGAUCCUGCACAUCAUAAUGCGUGACAAACAAAAAAGAGGACAAAAUAAAUAAAUAAAAAAGACAGUUUCUUCAUUCAUACACACAUUUAAUCUUGAAGAAGAAUCAUAAGAAUCGAGUUUGAUUCAUGAACUACCCAUGAUUCACUGCCUCUGAUUUGUAAAUGAGAAACUGAGGACUGUUAGUUGAGCUGUGAGAGAAAUAAAACAAAUAAUUUUAUAAAUCAUCUAGGACAUGUUUGAGAGAAACACAGCUCAAGCAGCAUGCUAGUUCUACUCUCUGGUGCUUGCGAAUUGAUUCAUCUGAUUCAGUUAAAAGAGUCGUUCAACAAGAAUGAAUCAUUCGCGAAUUGAUGAGGAGAUUUGUGCAUGGUUGUGAAUCGAUUCAACUGAUUCACCCGAUUUACUUUACAGAGUGCUUCAAAAAGAUUGAAUCAUUCAUAAAUCGCCGGUCACUUCACACACACACACACACACACACCCUGAUUUCUGGCAUGCGUCGGUGUAUUUUGUAUAAAAGAAUAAAUAAGAUUAACCCGUGUAUGAGGUUUAAAGUGUAAAGUGUUGUGCUAGAGAGUGUUCACUCAGAGACUCGGUGUUCAGUGUCUGACUAAUUCAGUGUGUGUGUUUAAAUAUCAGAUCUAUAUCAGAUCAGUACUGCUCGGAUUGAUGUAAAGAUCAAAGCGCAGUGUGUGUCUCUGUUUCUUUGAUGUGAUUUCUAAUCCUUUGAUGUACUUGUUUUUAUUUUGUACUUUUUUGGGAAAAGAAAAAAAAACCACACACUUGUUGAAAUAAAAUCUUUUUAACAUGAA